AUGACGUUUAUUACGGGAGACGACUAUAGAUUAGUUAAUGUUACAGACCAAGACAAGGUUAAUUUCACUCGACUUCAAAACUCUCAAUCUUGGAAGGGCCAAUUAUCGACAGAUAAUUAUAUUGAAAGGGAAUAUGUGUUAGGAAAGUCAAAGAUUGCCCUGUCAGAUAAGAAUAGGUUGCUUGUGUUUAUGCUCCAAGAUAUUAAGAACCCAGAAGACAAGUUAUGCUCUGUUGAAUUGCUUAUUAGACAAUCGUGGAAGUUCACCUGGGACAAGGAUACAGACAAGGUUGUUAAGAAAAACAUAUUAUCGGCAUGUAUAGGUGGUGUUUUCACAUAUUCUGAACAUAGAGGUAAGGGAUUGGCCAAGAUUAUGAUUGAUAAAGUCGUUGAGUUGAGUAAGAGUCAGUAUGUGGGGGCCGAUGGAUUUACGUUCUUAUACUCUGAGGUUGGAGAAUAUUACGCCAGAAAUGGAUUCAGGUCUUUUGGAGUUCCGUUGUUGAAUUUUCCUUUGUCUCAGACUGGUGAAGACUACGACGCCAUAGUCAAGCAAGAUGAAGAUGAUAUUCAGUUGAUCAAGUAUCACGAUUUUCAAGGAUUAAUGGAGAUUUAUAAUAAGCAAUUUGAAACAGAGAUGUUAAAUAAAACUAAAAAAGAUCAUAAGACCAGAGUUAGCAUUGAUCCUAGUCUGGACUUCAUUGAUUGGUUCCAUUUAAGAGCUAAGUUUAUCAGUCACAAAUUAUUUCACCGUCACUUGGACAUUGAUAGCUCUUUACCAUACGAUGAGUUAAUUAAGAAAUUUCAAACAAUAGACCCCACCAAUUUCGGAAUACAAAUUAAGACCAAACUGGGCCAGUUGAUUGGUUUCAUCUCUUGGACUUACGAUUGGAACCUUACCAAAACUAAUACGUAUGAAAAUUAUGUAACUGUUUUGAAGAUUGUCACUAUGCCUCAAUUUGAUAAUUUGAAAUAUUCGAUCAAAUUAAUCAAAUUAAUGAAGACGUAUCUUGAACACAUGAAUGCUGCAAAUGAUGAAGUUCAUGGAAAUUUCGUUAAAACUAUAAUUUGGGAGUCUGAGAUAUCUAAUGAAGUUAAAGAUUUUUUACUUACAGAAUAUAAAGGUACCGAUGGAAUUGAAAAUGGUUCCAGAAGUGCUAUUUUAAUCAAUAAUGAUAAAGAAGACAAAUUACUUGGGACUGGUGAUUUAAUUUGGGAGAAUAAUACCAAAUUACCUUGGUUCUAG
Messenger RNA from Debaryomyces fabryi, 1242 nucleotides. RefSeq lists its product as uncharacterized. The transcript has a single exon. The record is from RefSeq and is a predicted model, not a curated record. Bases 1 to 1242 code for a protein of 413 amino acids. NCBI's taxonomy places the organism in Eukaryota, Fungi, Ascomycota, Pichiomycetes, Serinales, Debaryomycetaceae.